GUAGGACGCCAGCAGGAACUACAAGCUUACAGGAGGAUGUAAACACAGUGGUAGGCAUGAGCACAAGUGAGAGCGCGGGCGUUUACAAAAGAAUAGUCCAAGUGAUCCAUUCGGAACCUCGAAACGACUGUAUAAACAGUCAUUCCAGGAGACCAAAGUAGCGCUUUGUGAUGCAAAAAGUUUGCGACGACUAUCUCACGAGGAAGGUUCACAACUCGCGACGUAACUUCUGAGUGUAAAAUCGCGGAAGUUUGUCAGGACUGAAGAGUUAGUCAAACUUUAGAAAUAUCCUUCGUUCAUGAAUUCGGGAUGUUUACAGAUGGACUGCUCUCAAUGGCUGCGCUCACGCAUGUAUUGUUUGGUACUGAUAUUAUUUAAUAACACAUUUUAAAAUAGUUUGUUUGUUGCAGUCGCAAUGGAAUGUACAUAGCCAGGUAAGCUGCAAGCAAUCCACAUUGCUGUUGUCGCAUUACCUUGAAUGACCGUAUGACAGAUGGGUUUCAUUUUAAUUUCGCUUUCGUCCAUUUCUUCUGUAUAUUAACACUUUUAACUCAAUCCGUUCGUUUAGUAGGCUAUACAGCAUUUCGUUGGACGCAUACAGAAAGUUACUACAAUUUCAAAAAUAUGACUCCCAUUCAGUAGGAAACAGUAAGACGUACAGUAGAAAUAAAAUCAUAAUUUGAAAGAUGAAUUUUAAGAAGUAUUUAAGAGGCAGUGGGAGGGUCCUCGCGUUUGUGUUUAUUGCAUCCGUAAUUUGGCUAAUCUUUGAUAUCGUAGCACUUCGAAUAUCCUUCAGUGAUGUAAAUCAAGACUUUAAAGUGAGAGAAAUUAUUCUAAAACAAAGGAGACAAGACUAUGCAGAUGAUCUGAUUAAAUAUCCACUGCAAAAAGCAAACUUGCACAAGAGAAAGUCUCUUAAAAACAGGCUUGAAAGAAAAGUGGAUGAGGUUUACAGAAAAGGGCCAAAGCCAGAAAGCCAAAAUCCAUUACAUGGCUUGGCAAGCAAAUCUUUUGUAGAACAAAAGGAAAUAAAUCAAAAUAAGAGGAGUGCCAGCACUCCUAAAAAACCAAAUGAGACAAAAACUAUUUUUAAUGUCAAAGUGAGCAAUUUAAAUGCAAGGAUCGAUAAAAUAAACACUGUUUUUAAUCGUCAGACAGAGGUAAAGCUGAAUGUUAAUGCACAUCAAUUUUCAAAAGCACUGGCUGUUGUCCAACAGAAAGUGUAUCCUGACAACACUUCAGUUAUGUCGCAUUAUGAAAUAAACGUAGAUGUGGGUUUACAAAAAAACUUGAGUAACGAUAUGCUGAAACCAGUAGAGAAACUGGAAAACAAUACUGACAGUAGAAAAAAACAUGCCGGUACUUUCAAGAAAACAAAAUCAGAUAUUACUCGAAAACCAAGUAAACCGACAGCUCAAGACCCAGCAGAAGAGGCGUUACGGGUGCUGCCCUCUACAAGUGUAAAGAGAUCAGGUGGGCAUCACAAAGUCAAAGCUCUAGAUGUGACAGACAGGCCUAGAGAUCCCCAUGCUGUGGGACAGUUUGGACAGCCUGCAAGAGUUCCCAAGAAUGAAGAACUGGAAAGUAGAAGACGCUGGAGUGAAGGAUUUUUUAAUGUAUUCCUGAGUGAACAGAUACCAAUAGAUAGAGCCAUCCCAGACACCAGACCCCAAACAUGUUCAGAAAGCCUUGUUCAUGAUGACCUGCCCAGCACCAGUGUGAUCUUCUGCUUUGUGGAUGAGGUUUGGUCUACUCUGCUGCGUUCGGUACACAGUGUGCUCAACAGGUCUCCUCCACAGCUCCUGAAGGAGAUCAUUCUCGUGGAUGACUGCAGCACCAAAGACUACCUGAAGGAACAGUUGGAUGUUUAUAUGUCUCAAUUCCCUAAAGUACGAAUCAUCCAUCUGAAAGAGCGACAAGGCCUUAUCAGAGCAAGGAUGGCAGGGGCCGCUGCCGCUACGGGUGAAGUGCUGACUUUCCUGGACUCUCACAUUGAGUGUAACGUAGGAUGGCUUGAGCCACUGUUAGAAAGAAUUUACCUGGACCGCAGAAAAGUGCCCUGUCCUGUUAUUGAUGUUAUCAAUGAUAAAGACAUGAGUUACAUGCUUGUGGAUAACUUCCAAAGAGGCAUUUUUAAGUGGCCACUUGUUUUUGGCUGGAGUGCUCUACCUGAGGAAUAUAUUCAAAAGAACCAGAUCAAAGAUUCAGAUCCCAUCAGGAUAGCAUGUUGUUUUAUACACAGCCAUAUAUUACAUAAUAAUAGAAAGAAGUCAGGUAACGUGUUUUUGUUUGUUUUUCAGAUCUGGAUGUGUGGUGGUGAGAUUGAAAUAAUCCCCUGCUCUCGCGUUGGCCACAUCUUCCGCAGCGAUAACCCUUAUAAGUUCACGAAAGACCGUGUAAAGACAGUGGAGAGAAACUUAGCCAGGGUUGCAGAGGUGUGGCUGGAUGAAUAUAAAGAGGUGUUUUACGGUCAUGGCUAUCAGCACCUACUGGACAAAAAUGUGACUGAUAUAGGAAAUCUGACAGAACAGAUUCAAUUGAGGGAAAAACUCAAGUGUAAAAGCUUUAAAUGGUACUUGGAAAAUGUCUAUCCAGAUCUGGACACCCCUGUGGUCAAAGCCGAAGGACUGAUUUUCAAUGUUGGAACCAGAAAAUGUUUGAUAUUUCAAAAUGAAAGCUUCUCAUUAACUAAAUGUGAUCUCACAAAUAAGAGUCAAUAUUUUACCUUCACCUGGUUAAGGUUGCUUCGACAGAACACUUCCUGUUUGGCUCCUCAGGAAACACAGCUAACCAUGGAACCAUGUGACAACACUAAGCCACAUCUCCGCUGGAUUCACAAGUCUGGUAAAGCUUUGACGGAGCAUUUGAUGGCAGAGGUUUAUUCUCAACCCAUUUGUCUGGAAGCAGGAAUUAAAGCAGAUGGUGUCUUCCUUAAAGGCUGUGAUCGCUUCAGUACUUUUCAGAAAUGGCAGUUUACACACUACUAUGAAUGAGGAAAUGUUUUUGGACCACUUCAUGUCUUAUAGUCAUUUUGUGCAAUGCAAAUGGAGUGUUGCUGUUUACUUCUGUCAUUGUGAAUUAUAAAUGUUCGGGGUGACCAUCAGGAAUUCCACUCUCUCUCUCUUAGCAAAUGUUGGUUAAUGAUAUUUAAGGGUUUAUGUGAGAUAUGGGUUAUGGCUAGCAAUUAUUUUACAAACAUUUUGCACAACCAGGAACAUUUUGAAAGUACCCUUAUGAUGAUUUUCACAAUAAAGUUCCAAUUGUUUCUACACAC
Messenger RNA from Danio rerio (zebrafish), 3274 nucleotides. The record is from RefSeq and is a predicted model, not a curated record. NCBI's taxonomy places the organism in Eukaryota, Metazoa, Chordata, Actinopteri, Cypriniformes, Danionidae.